This is a messenger RNA of Corylus avellana, 1317 nucleotides long. RefSeq names its product Peroxidase superfamily protein. Gene Ontology annotation, molecular function: peroxidase activity; heme binding. NCBI's taxonomy places the organism in Eukaryota, Viridiplantae, Streptophyta, Magnoliopsida, Fagales, Betulaceae. Gene Ontology annotation, biological process: hydrogen peroxide catabolic process; response to oxidative stress. The record is from RefSeq and is a predicted model, not a curated record.
UGAUUACCACUAUUUUUCUACGUGGCAAUUUGUCCCACAACAGACUUUCACACCCCACUUCUUCACUUCUUUUUUCUUUUAUAUAUAUUCUCCCACUGUUCUUCCUUUGUCCUAAUCUGCCCCUCAGUCCAAGCCAUGUCUGUCCUUUCCUCUUCUUCUUCUUCCUCUUCCUUUGUUUUGACUUGUUUGCUCAUCAUCACCUUCCACUCCUCAAAUUGUUUAGCCAAAGACACCAAUGCCACUCGCCGCCACCGCCAAGUCUCCUCUGACUAUUACGCCACAUCAUGCCCCCAGCUGGAGCAGCUCAUUGGGUCUGUCACCAGCCAACGGUUCAAAGAAGAACCGGUCUCCGGUCCGGCCACCAUUCGCCUCUUCUUCCAUGACUGCUUUGUAGAAGGCUGUGAUGCAUCGAUAUUGAUAUCAUCGAAGCCGGGAAGCAAACAGUUGGCGGAGAAGUAUGCAGAGGAUAACAAGGACCUGAGGGAAGAGGGGUUUGAGACGAUAAUGAAGGCCAAAGCCUUGGUGGAGAGCAAGUGCCCUGGUGUAGUUUCUUGUGCUGACAUUUUAGCAAUUGCAGCCAGAGACUUUGUGCAUUUGGCAGGGGGUCCUUACUACCAAGUGAAAAAAGGAAGGUGGGAUGGAAGCAUAUCAAUGGCAUCAAGGGUAGCCCCGAACAUCCCGCGCGCAAAUUCCACCGUCGAUCAGCUACUCAAGCUCUUCGGCUCCAAAGGGUUAACAGCGGAAGACUUAGUCGUCCUCUCGGGCGCGCAUACAAUCGGCUUUGCGCACUGCCGGAAUUUUGUAAGCAGACUUUACAACUAUCGUGGCACCAAGCAGCCGGACCCGGCCAUCGAUCCGAGGCUCCUCAAGGCAUUGACAAUGUCGUGCCCACGCUAUGGUGGCAACACUGACAUUGUUGCACCAUUUGAUGUUACCACCCCAUUCUUGUUUGAUCAUGCUUAUUAUGGCAAUUUGGAAGCUAAACUCGGGUUAUUAGCGACGGACCAAGGUUUGUUUUUGGACCCGCGGACCAAACCAGUUGUUCAAGCUUUGGCAAAGGAUAAGAACAAGUUUUUCCAAGCUUUUGCAGCAGCCAUGGAGAAAAUGGGUUCAAUUGGGGUGAAGAGGGGAGGAAAACAUGGAGAGAAAAGGAAAGAUUGUAGUAUGCAUAUCUCCUGAUCAUGAUUAGCUUUGAGUAAUUUGGAUUCAAUUUGGUGUUUGGAAUUGGAAUAAUUAAUUGGAGAGAGGAUUAAUUGGUGACCAAUAAAAAACUAGCUAGGAUAAUCGUUUUCAUCACAUGAUGUAAUUUCAAUUUAA